AUGUCGGAAUCGGACGUGGACCCAACAGCGUUGGUUGCAAACGACAAGCCGGUAGAGGAUGUUGAGAAGCAGCAGGCCACAAAUGUGGGUACGCCGACAAAACGCACACCAAAACGGAAAGCGGUGGACGCAUUUAAAAAGGAAAGUGAAGAACUUAUGAAAACGCUAGGCGUUUCGAUGGACAUGGAAGACGGGCGUCGACGUACCCGUUCCAGCGCACGUGGCACUACACCGACUACCACACCUGCUACCCCACCGACAAAGCGUGCACGAGGAGCGGCCACUUCGAAGCCGGCGGAAGAUUCCAAAUCUCCGACCACCGCAACCACUCCAAAAAAGCGUGGUGGAAUGCAAGGCAAACGGUUGUUGGUGCUAAUGGACCCGACGUUGCCGAAGGAAUAUUCUGAGGCAGCAUCUGCCGUUGGGGAGAAUGACGAUGCUGGGAAAACCACGGAAUCCGAUGUCACAGAUUCAAAGGAUACGGAGGAUAAGGACGAGAAUGUAAAAGAAAACGAUCUGAAGGAGGAAGACAAUGCCAAAGAGGAGGAGGUACUGUCUGACAAGAAAGAGGACGUUAAAGACACCGAAGAUGAUACGGUUAUGGCUAGUGUAACUGAACCGGCGGAAGAUGCUGUUGCAAAGGAAGAAGAGCCGGUCAAAGGGCAAGUGAACGACUGUGUUCCGGCGAAAGUAGAGGAGGUUCAGAAAACAACAGUCGACGCACCAAAUAAGGAAUGUUUGGAAGAGAACAAAACCCAAGAAGCAAUGGAAACGGACGAAGUUCAGGAAGAAAAAAAGGAAGUUCGAUUGGAAAAUCAAACUAAUGAAAAGAAAUCGGACGAUACUAACAAGGAGGAAGUAGUAGUCGAAGCUGUUUGUGAAAGCAAUGGAAGCAAUACGAACACCACCUCGGAAAAGUCUACAGAACCGGAAGUAGCUCAGUCUGAUGAAGUGGAGAAGAUGUGUCUGGAGAAUGACAAGCAACCAGAUACCACAGCUCCUGUUAAAGACGAUUCAACCGUUGUCGAACCAGCUCCGGCUACCGAGGACACAAAAGUGAAAGAAAAUGACAGCGCUGCUGCUAAGAACGACAAAGAUAUCACGGUGAAUAAUGUAACGGAUGCUAAGGUUGUCGAAAAAGUCGUCUCACCUGUUGAAGUCGAAACAAAGAUCGUUGCGAGUGAAGCAACAGCGACCACUAUAGAGCCGACAACAGCGACACCGGAAUAA
Molecule: messenger RNA, 1230 nt
Organism: Anopheles marshallii
Lineage: Eukaryota; Metazoa; Arthropoda; Insecta; Diptera; Culicidae
Product: nucleolin-like
Exons: 3
Coding region: 1-1230 (409 amino acids)
Source: RefSeq, a predicted model, not a curated record